Aspergillus oryzae RIB40 is the source of this 306-nucleotide messenger RNA. RefSeq lists its product as uncharacterized. The transcript is spliced from 3 exons. The record is from RefSeq and is a predicted model, not a curated record. NCBI's taxonomy places the organism in Eukaryota, Fungi, Ascomycota, Eurotiomycetes, Eurotiales, Aspergillaceae. Bases 1 to 306 code for a protein of 101 amino acids.
AUGCUGCAGUCAGAUCUUAUCAAGAGUCUCACGGAAGAAUGCGCAUACUUGGAAAGUCGGUUAGCCGAGCUGGAGUCCUUGGAACAGCACUCGCCUGACAAGGGGUCGUUCAAUAUUUCUUUGCUUUGCACUCAAGCGUUUGGUGUUCAUCACUGUUCUGCAUGUCGUCCAAAUGCGGUCGUCUAUUUAAUCUUUCCUAUUCUUCCGUCCUUUUCUUUCCUUUCUCUCUCUCUCUCUCUCUCUCUCUCUCUCUCUCUCUCUCUCUUUCUUUUCCAUUCUCUCCCCUUCUCAUCUGGACCCCUUUGA